GCCCCGGCGGCACACACGGGCCCUGACGGCACCCACCGGCCCCGGGAGCCGCGCUCACACCCCGGCUGCGUGAGGGAAAUGUCGGUCCCGCACAGGGCCUUGUGAAUCACCGCCUGCCAUCUGCUCAGACCCUCUCCACGGGGCUGAAUUGCGCAGCAAAGACGCGGCCGGCAGUGACUCUUCUUACGACAAAGGGGAGGACGUGGAAAGUUUAAUUAUAGCUCAUACCGCUCUUUAAAAUUUGGGAUUUAAAAAAGAAGUAGCACAAAUGAUAAUAAGCAUGUAAGCUAUUUCUGAACGUUCUCAGUAUUAAAAUUCAGCCUUUGUAGACGCAGAACACCAUCAAAUCCCUAGGGAUCGGAGGAAGACAUUUUCACCAGUUCGCGGCAGAACAAAGGAUUGCAGCGGUAGCUCUUUUCAGAGCUACAGAAGCUGCUUCCAAAAUAAAUCACUGUGUUCUUUCUUCAGAAAAGAGCUCAUCAUUCUGUAGUCACAAAUGCACACACUCAGGGAGACGAGAAUUCUUAAACAUUAGAAAUGUCAGUUAUUGCUGACUGCUAGAAAUGGCUAAAAACUCUUAUUUGAAGAGAUGAAAAGACCAGUGCUUUCACAAGUGAAAAGCAGGAACACAGCCAAACCGAUCGUUCCUUUAUCAGUGAAUAUAUACACAGUACUAUAGCAUAAACUGUGAAGAGCACACAAAAAAAAGGAAGAAGAAAAGUUAAUCCAGCAGGAACUCACCAGUUUGAAAGCAACAGUUUCAGCCCCCACCACAACACUUAGACUGAUGAAAGAAUGCAUGGUGAGACUCAUCUAUUGUGAAAUGCUGGGCUACGAGUCUUCCUUUGGAUACAUCCACGCAAUCAAACUAGCCCAGCAAGGGAAUCUUCUGGAGAAGAGAGUUGGUUACUUGGCAGUUUCUCUAUUUCUACAUGAAAAUCAUGAACUGCUGCUUCUACUUGUGAACACAGUUGUGAAGGACUUGCAGAGCACUAAUCUGGUAGAGGUGUGCAUGGCAUUAACUGUUGUCAGCCAGAUCUUUCCACGGGAGAUGAUUCCAGCUGUUCUGCCCCUAAUAGAGGACAAGCUUCAGCAUUCUAAGGAAAUUAUCCGAAGAAAAGCUGUUCAAGCUUUAUACAAAUUCUAUCUCAUUGCUCCUAAUCAAGUUCAGCACAUCCAUGAUAAGUUCCGGAAGGCUUUAUGUGACAGGGAUGCUGGAGUCAUGGCUGCUUCUUUGCAUAUUUAUCUGCAAAUGAUUAAGGAAAACUCAUCUGGAUACAAGGACUUGACUGGGAGUUUUGUAACCAUCCUGAAGCAGGUGGUGGGAGGAAAGCUCUCUGCUGACUUCAACUAUCACAGUGUGCCAGCACCAUGGUUACAAAUUCAGCUUUUAAGAAUUUUGGGGCUGUUGGGAAAAGAUGAUCCAAGGACAAGUGAAUUGAUGUAUGAUGUUCUAGAUGAAUCUUUAAGAAGAGCAGAGAUUAAUCAUAAUAUUACAUAUGCCAUCUUGUUUGAAUGUGUCCAAACAAUUUAUACCAUUCAUCCCAAAUCAGAAUUACUUGAAAAGGCUGCCAAGUGCAUUGGAAAAUUUGUUUUGUCACCCAAAAUUAAUUUGAAAUACUUAGGUUUAAAGGCUCUGACCUAUGUUAUCCAGCAGGAUCCAAACCUGGCACUUCAGCACCAGAUGACAAUAAUUGAAUGUCUAGACCAUCCAGAUCCCAUUAUUAAAAGGGAGACUUUAGAGCUCCUCUACAGGAUUACAAAUGGGCAGAAUGUAAUUGUCAUAGUCCAGAAGAUGCUUGACUACUUAAAAGAAAGUCAAGAAGAAUAUGCUAUCAUCAGCUUAGCUGGCAAAAUAGCAGAACUAGCUGAGAAAUAUGCCCCUAACAAUGAGUGGUUCAUCCAGACAAUGAAUGCUGUGUUCUCAGUUGGAGGUGAUGUUGUGCAUUCUGAUAUCCCAAACAACUUCCUGAGGCUGUUGGCUGAAGGAUUUGAUGAUGAAAAAGAAGAUCAUCAGCUACGGAUGUAUGCAGUACAGUCUUAUUUGGCAUUACUUGAGGAGGAAGAUAAAUUGUAUCCCCAGAAAUUCCUACAAGUUAUGAGUUGGGUGUUGGGAGAAUAUUUCAGUCUUGUUACAGAUGUUGAUCCAGAAGUUAUUUUGACAAAGCUGCACAGCCUGCUGAAGAAGACUUUUGUUACUUCUGAAACUAAAGCAUGGAUAAUGGCUGCAGUCACCAAGAUAGCAUCACACACUUCCUGCUCAAAAACAGUGGAUGAAGUAAUCCAAGAACUCAGCAGCUCUCUGGAUACAUGCCUGAGACAAUAUGCCUUUGAGUUGAAGCAUCUGUGUGAAGACAAAGAACUGAUGAAAAGUUUGCUUCCAUUUGAUGCUAGUUGCAGUGACCUGGUGGUAGAUGCUUCCUUAUCUUUUCUGGAUGGGUUUGUGGCUGAGGGACUUGGUCGUGGUGCAGCACCAUAUAAGCCUCAUCACCAGAGACAAGAGGAGAAACUUUCUCAGGAAAAAGCUCUGAAUUUUGAACCUUAUGGAUUGUCCUUUGCUUCAAGUGUGUCCUCAUCUGGUGUCACUGGCAGACAGUCCCCCACUGGUUUAUCUUUUGGCUCUGAUAUAUCUGGGAAUAGUGCUGAGACGGGGCACAAAGAGACAAAUACUCUGAAACUUGAGGGAGUACGCAAGCUGUGGGGAAAAGAAGGUUACCUUCCAAAGAAAGAAAACAAAAUAGGGAAAGGAGACGAGCCACCAGCAGUGCCUUGUGGCAGCUUAUUAGCAGGGCAGGUGGGGGAGCCUCCUGCCUUGCAGCCUGAUCAAGGGGCCAGCCUGUCUGAGGAAGACAAGGAGAAGCAGCAGUUAGCAUCAACUUUGUUCAUUGGGCUGGGAUCAAGUGCUGGUGUCAGCCUGAUGGGCAAAGCAGACACAGCUACUCAGAAGUUCAAAAGGAAAUCAAAGAUAAGUGAAACUCAACAUUUGAAUGAGGAGGCAUCAGACUUCCAAAACAGUGCUGCUUCAGAUUUUGGUCCCUUACUUGAUACAGUACCUAUUAAUGUGGAAGACUCUGAGGGAAGUACGCACACAAGGUUAAGGAAAGUCUCCCCUUGUUCUUCAGACACUGUAGAAGACAAUUUAGCAUUUGAAACACCUCAGUCCCUCAGAAAAUCUGUGCUGGAUGACAGAAUUUCAGCUAACAGGCUGUCACAGUCAUCUUUGUUUGCUGAUGGCAAUAUUGAAAUUUUUCAGCCUUCUUCAAGUGCUCAAAGUAAAAGUGCCAGUGAAACACCAUUGGUCCCUUCCUUACCAGAAGAACUUAAAGAGCUUCCUCACUCUGAAGUAGUGAGACUUUGUCAGAGUGAUGCCUUAGCUCUGCAUUUAUGUAAGGUGUGGACAGAUGACUCUCUGUUGCUCAUUGUUUUUGUUUCAAAUAAAACCACUUCUGCACUUCAUGCUGUGAACUUAGUGUUUGAAGAAACAGAACACUUUGAGAUUUUGGAGAGUGCCACCUCCCAGUUUCCUGUAAUUGAAGCUCAAAGUGUGGAACAUUGCCAGAAAUGUGUGAGGAUGAACAAAGUCUGUACACAGGCAAUUCUUCCUGGCUCUGUUAGUUACCAGUCAGAGAUGGAAACUCACCUUGAAUUUUCAGUAACUUUAUCAUUGAUGGACUUCAUCAGGCCAAUGGAAAUGACUACAGAAGACUUUGGGAAGCUGUGGUUGUCUCUUUCCAAUGAUGUGAAACAGAAUAUAAAAAUGUCAUCUUGCCAGGAUUCCCUUUCAGCAGCCCUGAACACACUGCAACAGAAGCUGAAACUGCACAGAGUUGAUGUUAUAGGUAAUGAGGGAAUCCUGGCCUGCCAGCUGCUUCCAUCUGUGCCCUGCCUGCUGCACUGCCGUACUCACUCAGGGAUGCUGGCCCUGUGGUUCAGAUCCCCUUGUGCUGCUCUUCCAGAUGGUUUGCUCUAUCAGUGUCAGAAGGUGAUGGAGGAAUCCUGAGAACAAUAGUGCCUGCCUUAAUCUAUUUGGCGUGUGAAAGCAAGUCUAAGAUUUAUGCAGUUGCACGGAUAAUUACCAAAGCUAAACUAUGAUACUGCUUCUUCAAGUAUUAAAAGUUUUCUUCCAGCUGGCAAUGUCCAAGUGGACUUGUGGGGGAAAAAUGGUGACCUAAAACACCCCUGCAAAAACGUGCUCAGGACUGUACAGUACAUUAAAGUAUUGUUACCUGUGUAAGUGAAAUGUAUAUUAAUUUUGUUGUAAAUGACUGAAAGUAUUUAUUUUUAUUACACAGCUUUUAUAGAUGCCAACACUUAUUCUUCAUGGCAACUAUUAAAUAUGAUUUUGAAGAAAACAUAUUUCCAUUAUGAGGUCAGACUUGAUCAGUUAUUUAAUUUUAUUUUGAUAAUUUUUCUAAAGCUAUUUUUAAGCACUGCUGGCAACAAGACCCAUAUUGGUGGUUAUAUAAAACAACUUAUGUAGCAACAAAUGCAUGGUUUUAAAACAGUUAAAAGAUUCUAGGGAGCAAAAUACUUCCCAUGAUCUUUGGUAUUUACUAUGGAAUGAUAACAUCUAAAUAGGUUUUUGAUAGGAGUCAGGCAUGCAAAAAUUGUUUCAAAGCACCUCCUGGGGAUUAGCCAAAGCCCUUCAGGUUAGUUCCUGUCUGCAGUUCUUCCUGCCCCAGAUUUCAGUCUCAUUCCCUUUCUGUGGGGAAUGUGACAGUCACUGAGUCUUUGUGCAUGUCUAAGAUGAAGUUCCAUGUGGAUCAGCUCUGAGAUGCUGAGCUGGGAGCACUGGCUGUGGACAUGUUGACUCCUGGAUUGUUGGGUAGUGAACAUGUUCAUUGCUUUCCAGUCCACCCUGUAAAUUUAAUCUGGCCAAAAUCCCUGUGCAUGAAAAUUCACAAGGGGAAAACUUCCAUUUAUUUUUACUUCUAAUUAUUUAUAGCCUUGGUAU
Molecule: messenger RNA, 4954 nt
Organism: Passer domesticus (house sparrow)
Lineage: Eukaryota; Metazoa; Chordata; Aves; Passeriformes; Passeridae
Gene: AP4E1
Product: adaptor related protein complex 4 subunit epsilon 1
Exons: 21
Coding region: 788-4000 (1070 amino acids)
Biological process (GO): intracellular protein transport; vesicle-mediated transport
Cellular component (GO): AP-4 adaptor complex; membrane coat
Molecular function (GO): cargo adaptor activity
Source: RefSeq, a predicted model, not a curated record